CAGGAAGUUGGGCAGGGAGCUGGGGUUGGCUUGUAUUCCUUCCCCCUGGAUAGACUCCUAUAUAUAUAUAUAUUUUUUUUCUUUUUCUUUCCUGGAUUGGGUCCGUGCUCUUUGAGACGCCAAGAUGAGCUGCUUCAGCUUCAUCAAGGUCAUCAUGAUCUUGUUCAACCUGGCCAUAUUUCUCGGCGGCGCGGCCCUCCUAGGAGUCGGGAUCUGGGUCUCCGUGGAUGGGAGCUCGUUCAUGAAGAUCUUCGGUUCGGUCUCCUCUUCGGUCCUGCAGUUCGUCAAUGUGGGCUACUUCCUCAUUGCCAUCGGAGCCGUUUUGCUCGUCUUGGGCUUCCUGGGGUGCUGCGGGGCCCAGAAGGAAAGCAAAUGCCUCCUGAUGACGUUCUUCUCCAUCGUCCUGAUCAUCUUCAUCGCGGAGGUUGCUGCUGCCGUGGUGGCUCUCGUCUAUACGAGUAUGGCAGAGACCCUGCUGACGGCCACAGUCACGCCAGUACUGAAGGAGAACUAUGGGAAGUCUUCAGAUAUCACCCAGAUCUGGAACACCACCAUGGAAGAGCUGCACUGCUGUGGCCUGACUAACUACACGGACUUCACCGACUCUCCCUAUUACAACAACAAUGGCAAAAUGUACCCAAGCUACUGCUGCCCCAAGGGUAUGAGCAGAUGCAAUGAGACUCUUGCAGGCAGAGGAGAUGUCUCGGGUUGCUUUGAGCAGCUGCUGAAGCAAAUCCGCACGAAUGCCAGUGUAGUGGGCGGUGUGGCAGCCGGCAUCUGCGCCCUGGAGAUUGCAGCCAUGGUUGUGGCCAUGUACCUGUAUUGCCACCUGGAUGAGAAAUGACACCAUCAACAGAUCUGUGCCUAGGCCAGAGGAGGAGGAAUGGCCUAAUUCUGUGUAUAUUUUCUACGUUGGAAAAAUCUGAGCAUGUCUUGGACACAGUGUUGUCCCAUGCCGCUUUCAUUUUUUUUUUUUUUUAAAUGAUCUACUGAGCUGGAAUCUGUAGAGAGCCUGUGUGCUGGGGCUGUUUUGUACAUGUUCUUGGUAUGCUACAACCUAUAGAUACAUGAUCUUGCAGUAGAAGAUGCUUCCCUCUUUUUCCAGCCUCAGCGCAGAGAAACAAAUGGGACUGAGGGGCUAUGUGUGCCACUUGGGCUGUCCAUUUUACCCUCCAGCUGGCUCUGUGAUCCUCACAUGGCUAGGGAAUGAACAGGCCAGAUAUCACAAGUGGCUAACUCUGCCAGCCCCUCCCUCUCUGGUCUUUAAAAAAGAAAGUCUAGUUUUUGAGCUGACAGACUCCGGUUUGGAUAUUCGCACCACUGAGCUAGUGUGUGCACAGAAGGUCAUCCAGUGGGGUGAUGGAUUUGCACUGAAGCAGUUGGGAGUAGGAUCUGCCUUGAGUGAAAAUGUGGGUUUGGGAGUGUCACAGUAAGCAUCUGCCUAAACUUUAAGGGGGGGG
Molecule: messenger RNA, 1460 nt
Organism: Gavialis gangeticus (Gharial)
Lineage: Eukaryota; Metazoa; Chordata; Crocodylia; Gavialidae
Gene: TSPAN1
Product: tetraspanin 1
Exons: 8
Coding region: 125-844 (239 amino acids)
Cellular component (GO): membrane
Source: RefSeq, a predicted model, not a curated record